ACAUUACACAUCAGAGACUGUCCUUAGGAUUUUACAGCAUUUUGAUCAGGCUCAUUAUUCAUUAUUGACUCUAAGGUUGCAGUUAUGUUAGAAAAAGCACUGUCAUAUUUUCUCUAUCUAUAUGGUUUGCUGUAUCAGGCCAUCGUUCCCUGCUCAUUUCCUGAACUGCUGCCUGUCAACACUGUUAACCGUCAGCAGUAUCUGGGGAAAUGGUACUUUAAAGCAGCAGUCAGCCAUAGAGAGGCUGACAUCCAGAAGUUCAAAGCACUGGACAACAUUUUGUUCAGCAUUGAAGAGACAGCCAAUAACACACUGCUGUUGACCGGAUUUAUGCGCAUGGGAGAUAACUGCAUAAACAAGAACUGGACCUAUCAUCUACAUCCUGAAAGGGAAGAUAUGGAACUGGAGGGAAAGCCCGAGCGGAAGAACUUGCUCUGGACUGGCAAGUGGGCCAAUUGCGCCAACUGCAUCAUUUUUCAGGAAGUGGAGCCACCUCUAAAGGAAACAGACACUGUCGAUUCCCUCAACAGAUUUAUGCUAUAUGCUCGGCAGAGUGAUGUGGACUCUGAGGUGGUGACAACAUUUCUGAAAAAUUCAGCUUGUCAAAACAUGUUGGCAAGUGUCAAACUGCCUCAAUCAAAAGAGUUUUGCGCCUAAACAUUUACACUGAGGAUGUUGCAGGGGUCUUGGACACCUGGGAAAAUAACACAUUUAUUUCUUGUUUUCCCUGAGUAACAGUGAAAUAAAUAAAGCAAAAAUACAUUAAUUUUCCCCCUCUUG
Molecule: messenger RNA, 780 nt
Organism: Toxotes jaculatrix (banded archerfish)
Lineage: Eukaryota; Metazoa; Chordata; Actinopteri; Toxotidae
Gene: apom
Product: apolipoprotein M
Exons: 7
Coding region: 85-657 (190 amino acids)
Biological process (GO): high-density lipoprotein particle clearance; high-density lipoprotein particle remodeling; high-density lipoprotein particle assembly
Cellular component (GO): very-low-density lipoprotein particle; low-density lipoprotein particle; high-density lipoprotein particle
Molecular function (GO): phospholipid binding; lipid carrier activity
Source: RefSeq, a predicted model, not a curated record